AUGAGGCUGUUCAAAGCGAGUCUCAUCUAUUCUGUGCUGCUAUGGUCGGGCUCUUCUAUUGGACGUCCGCUACAGCUGCUAGCCUCUCCAUGCGACGAACUCGAGGCUAUCAUGACGGACUAUGGGACGCUGGAGGGAACGCUACAGGGAGCCAUGAUCCUCCUCCGCUGGGACACGACACAGGCUGGAAGGGUGGCGAGGCAGCUGCUUACACUCCUCGACGAGGCGACGCUGAAUAUCCAGGCUCUUUACGGAUCCAUUCCGACUUGCAGCCCAGCUGAGACCCUCAACCCGCGUCAGAACACCGAAAUAUGCGAGGCGCUGAGCAAAGUGUCUGCGGAUGUGGCCCAGCUAGCGACUCUGAUGGAUGAGUUUGCCGCUUCCCCGGAUCUGCCACGCAACCUGUAUAUCGAGGCACUGCAGGAGGCUGCUGAUGAUGCGGAGGUGAAGAUUUUGGGUGUGCAGGCUGCGUUGAAGGCGUCGGAUGGGUGUACAUAA
This is a messenger RNA of Canariomyces notabilis, 498 nucleotides long. RefSeq lists its product as uncharacterized. The transcript is spliced from 2 exons. Lineage: Eukaryota; Fungi; Ascomycota; Sordariomycetes; Sordariales; Chaetomiaceae. Bases 1 to 498 code for a protein of 165 amino acids. The record is from RefSeq and is a predicted model, not a curated record.